This is a messenger RNA of Betta splendens (Siamese fighting fish), 7427 nucleotides long. RefSeq names its product pleckstrin homology domain containing, family G (with RhoGef domain) member 4 (gene plekhg4). The coding region runs from base 149 to 7147 and encodes 2332 amino acids. NCBI's taxonomy places the organism in Eukaryota, Metazoa, Chordata, Actinopteri, Anabantiformes, Osphronemidae. The transcript is spliced from 25 exons. The record is from RefSeq and is a predicted model, not a curated record. Gene Ontology annotation, molecular function: guanyl-nucleotide exchange factor activity.
CAUGAUUUAUUUGGCUGGUCUCUGUGGGUCCCUUCAAAGUUCGUGGGCCCUUAGAUUCUAACUCCGUUGCCUAUGGCCGCAAAAAGCGAUCUGAAUCCUUUCUGGACUGUGGUUCUCAACCCCAACAAGUCUCCAUUUUGGGCCUAACAUGCUCACCUUAAUUUACCCCUAUAUCUGGCGCAACUACCCGUUACCUAACGAACCCAAAGUAAUCCACCCCCACCUGGUACCGGAUUUUGUACUGAAAAGUGGCGAAACAAGGUGGCUAGCUACCGUAACGUCGGCCCAGCUCAUUCCCAAUCAGUUGUUACGCAACAAGCAGGAGUGGGAGGCCAGCAAGCUCUACAUGCGAGUGCAUGUUGGACGUCCCAUCCUCCCACCACCUGUCAUUAGACCACGUCCAGCUUCGUCUCACACGCUGUGGCUUAUGUACAAGGACUCUGAAUCUUUGGAUCGGUGCAUACAGACCACUCUGUCAGCCCUCUAUCCACCCUUCCAGGCCACAUCCCCAACUGUCCUCUGUCAGGUCCUCAGUGUGGUGGAGAGCUACUACAGAGGAGACGGCCUCCGCUACCUGCUUCAUUUCCUUCUGCCUGCAAAGCACUUCUUACAGAAUCUCCAGCAAGAUGCCUGUCUGCAGUACUGUGGUUUGUUGUUCCGUCAUGAAGGCUGGCCUUUGUGUCUCCACGAGAAGGUAGUCAUUCAGCUCUGCCCUCUCGACCGCCACCACCUACAUCCUGGAGACUUCUACCUGCUGGUUUCUUUUCCUCGAGCACACAGCGCCCCCUGCAGGACCAGUAUUUCCUCUUCUCCAUGUCUACUGCUGUGCAGCGUGUCUGGUAACCAUCAUGUGGAGCAGCAGGAGGUGCCAGAGGUAGCCCGGCAGUCCCUUUUUAGCAUGGCCUGGCUUGCCUCUGUCAACAGGGAGAGGGAGCAGCGAGGAGUUUCCAGGCUGGAGCGCUGCCUCCUCUCAGCCAAUGGAGAUGUCUUCAGGGUCCCCUGGGAGGACCUAGUGUACCCACAGUUCAUCAGCAGGCCCCCGACCUCUCUGAAAGAGGACAAGGAGAUCUCUUUUAAGGACAGUAAUAUCUUCGUAAACACAUGUCAUGAUGUAUGUAGCAGUCCUGACUCCUCAGGGCAGGACAUGAAGCUGACAACUGAUCAAUCAACAGCAAGCAGUGACAGUGAGGACUCAGAGGGCGAGUAUGUGGAGCUGACUGAACUCCCACUGCCUCGCUUCUCCCCACAGAAAGGCUCCUUAACCCAGUCCAUUAGCCUACAGCACCGGGCCAGGACAAGCACCACGGCACAUACUUACUCUGCUGCACCCAUACUAAGAUACACCAACACACACACUGCUGCUGCUACUGACACACAUUCUACUGUCACAACACACACUCCCAAGAAACUUGUCUCACACUUCUUCAGACCAUGUGUGGAGGCCAGCUCCCAUAACAGCCAUUGCUCCAGGCUUAUCAAGGAAAACUUCAACCAGGACUCUAAUGGACCUGUCAUCCUCAAGCCCAUCUCCAUUGCCUCUUACUCCUGUUCACCCCCUGAAGGUGUGGUGUCCUCCAGCAGUCAUUUGGAGCAACAAUUAUCACAGGAGGACAAGGAAGGUACUGAAUCAACCCAGAAUGUGAUUCUAAACACUGAACCUGAAAAGUGCACAGAACAAACAGAGGAGGAUAAGGAGGUAGAGAUAGAACAAACCGAGGAGGAGGUGCUAAAGACAGAACAGACAGAGGAGGAUGAGGUAGAGACAGAACAGAUGGAGGAGGUAGAGACAGAACAGAUGGAGGAGGUAGAGACAGAACAGAUGGAGGAGGUAGAGACAGAACAGAUGGAGGAGGUAGAGACAGAACAGAUUGAGGAGGUAGAGACAGAACAGAUUGAGGAGGUAGAGACAGAACAAAUGGAGGAGCAGGCCGUAGAGACAGAACAGACGGAGGAGCAGGCCGUAGAGACAGAACAGACGGAGGAGCAGGCCGUAGAGACAGAACAAACGGAGGAGCAGGCCGUAGAGACAGAACAGACGGAGGAGGAGGUGCUAGAGACAGAACAGACGGAGGAGGAGGUGCUAGAGACAGAACAGACGGAGGAGGAGGCCGAAGAGACAGAACAGACGGAGGAGAAGGCAGUAGAGACAGAACAGACGGAGGAGGAGGCACUAAAGACAGAACAGACGGAGGAGGAGGCGCUAGAGACAGAACAGAGGGAGGAGGAGGCGCUAGAGACAGAACAGAGGGAGGAGGAGGCCCAAGAGACAGAACAGAGGGAGGAGGAGGCAGUAGAGACAGAACAGACGGAGGAGGAGGCGCUAAAGACAGAACAGACGGAGGAGGAGGCUCUAGAGACAGAACAGAGGGAGGAGGAGGCGCUAGAGACAGAACAGAGGGAGGAGGAGGCGCUAGAGGAGGACAAGGAAGGUACUGAAUCAACCCAGAAUGUGAUUCUAAACACUGAACCUGAAAAGUGCACAGAACAAACAGAGGAGGAUAAGGAGGUAGAGAUAGAACAAACAGAGGAGGAAGUGCUAAAGGCAGAACAGACAGAGGAGGAUGAGGUAAAGACAGAACAGACGGAGGAGGAGGCGGUAGAGACAGAACAGACGGAGGAGGAGGCGAUAGAGACAGAACAGACGGAGGAGGAGGCGAUAGAGACAGAACAGACGGAGGUGAAUAAGGAAGAGACAGAACAGACGGAGGAGGAGGUGAUAGAGACAGAACAGACGGAGGAGGAGGCCGUAGAGACAGAACAGACGGAGGUGAAUAAGGAAGAGACAGAACAGACGGAGGUGAAUGAGGAAGAGACAGAACAGCCGUGGGAGGAGGAGGCGGUAGAGACAGAACAGCCUGAGGAGGAGGAGGAGGUAGAGGCAGAUAAGAAGGAGGAGGUAGAGGCAGAACAGACAGACGGAGAUGUACUGAAGCAUGGCAUGUUGGUGGAUGUAAAGGGACAUAAGAAGAUACAGCAGUUGGAGGAAACAGAGUGUGGGGGGGGUGAAGGUUUACUACAACACACACACAAGGAGAAUAAAAGUGAAGUGUCAGAGGGGAACGAAAAGGAGUUGAAUGAGGAUGGAGCUGAGGAGGUGAAGCUGGAGGAGGAGGUUCAGGUUACAAUAAUACAAGAAAGAAGAGAAGACAUAAAGAUGAAAGACAGAGAAGAGGAAGCAGAGAAAGGGACCAGAGAUGGAGAAAAGCUUGUAGAAAAAGACACACACAAUAAAAACCUUGUUCUACAAACACACGCUGAUGACAAUAAAUUAGAAACACACAGUAUACAACAACCAGAGGACUCUGAAAACAAACGUUCUACAGACUGCCGCACAGUACAGACUGACUGUGAGCAGUCUGAAGAAGUCAAGAGGCAAAGGCCAUCAACUCCAGCGAUGGAUGUAGACUCACCUUGGACUGAACCACACAUGGAUGAUGAUGAUGAAGAGGAGGAGGAGGAAGACUGUGGCUGUGAGGAGGUUGGUGAAGGAACUGCAAAGCUUCACACUGAAGGUAUUGGUACAAAUUCAUCUUCUGUCCAGUCAGAGUGCAGCCCGGAUACUAGUUCCACUCAACAAGAACCAGAAUCAUCUGCUGCCUCGUCCCUAAAGCAGCCUAAUUCUCCCAUAGCCCCGGUGCUGAUGUCCCUAUCUGGCUUCUACAAAGUGCUGCUGAGCUCUGGAGCCGUCUGCCUGCCUGGAACCAGAGAUAAAAGUGGACGAGCUCUGCUGCUCGUCUACUCCACCAGCUCUGUUUGGUCCAGCCCUGACUGUGACAGUGCCGAGCUGCUCCGCCUACUGCUCUACUACACCUCCACCCUCAGGGAGGAGGUGCAAGCACUGGGGCUGACGGUGCUGGUGGAUGCCCGCAGAGCUGCUCCAGCUGCUGCCCUGUUCUCCGCCCUCAGGUCUCUGCAGGACAACAAACAAGGCUCCAUUCACACAGUGUUACUGCUGAUCAGCAAAGAAUCAUCUCAACGCCUGGACAAACCUGACCAACCUCAGGUGGAGGUGUUGAGCUCUCUGAAGGCUUUGCAGAAACACGUGGAGCUGCGUCAUCUACCCGCAGAGUUCGGGGGAUCCUUCAGCUUCAGUCAGAGCAGCUGGCUUUGCUUCAGAUCGAGAAUAGAGCAGCUGAGCUGUCAGUGUGAAGAUGUCAUCAACCUGCUGCAGAAAACCAUCAACAUCCUGCAGAGCACAGCUGUGACUGCUGCUGCUGAGGGUGCCGAGCAUCUGUUGUCCAGGUACAAGGCGAUGAUGUGCAGCAUCCUUGAAGAUAGCCGAUUGGUCCAGCUACAGCAGGAGGGUGGGGCCUCUCUGUCACGGCUACGCAGGGAGGAGAGCAGCCUCAGCAUGACAGAGGAGUACCAGGUGGAGGUGGAAGCUGUGUCUCAUCUGUACAACCAGGUGGACGAGCUGCUCCAUCGCCUGGUGACUCUGUUCAACUCCAGGACCCAGGAGCUAACCUUCAUUCUGGACUUCAGGAACCUGGAGCAGGGUUUCGUUGAGGUGAUGUCCUGGCUGGACGACGUCGGGGAGAUUCAUCUGAAGACUCUAGAGAAACCGGAAGAUUCCCUGGAGCUUCUCAAGAAUAAACAGCAGGACUUUAGAGGAUUCUUCACAGCAGCUUACGACCAGUGCAAACGGGGCGAGGCCUUGUUAGGCCGUCUGGAGCAGUGGAAUGGCGUGGCGUCUGCUGACCUCCACGAUUAUGUGGUCAAAGUUCACUCAUUCUGGGCUCGGCUUCAGGAUUUCUCCCAACGAGUCAAAAGCACCGGCCAAAGCAUCGAGCGGGCUGUCCAACUGUAUCACUUUUUAGACCAGGCCUAUGGAUGGGCGUUGGCGGGUAUGCGGCACCUAGCAGCUAUCAGCAUGGAGGACUGCACACUCCCGGACAAAUGUCAGGCUGUGAUUGGCUGCCUGGAGGACUACCAGCGGCAGCAUCCACCAAUCCCAGACGCCCGUUUCCAGGAGAUGAAGGCGAUGGCAGAGGAACUGCGGGGAGAGCGUGGCCUUCGUCAGUGGAGCUUUGCCUGGUCCAAGUGUCAGGAGACCAAGAAGAUGUUUGACAGGAAGAUGGAGGCAGCUCACAGGACCCGGGACUUCGCCCAUAGACAGCGUUCUGACUCUGCCCACAGCAGAAGCUUCACCAACUCCAGGAAGUCCCUGAUGGCACUCUGGGGGGUCCAAGAAACACCGCCCCGCCACCCUGAGGAGGGCUCUAAUAACUCACCUCCAUGUAUCCCUUCCUCCCCUUCCACCCCCCAGCACACACCCCUCUUUCAGCGUCUGAUCCGCAGCUUCUCCUCAGACAAGUCCCCAGACCUGAGGGAUGACAGCUCUUCUGGUCCCAGCCCCCAUGGCUUUAACUCCUCUGCCUGCUCCAGCAGGCGGCAGCAGCUCAGGAAGACUCAGAGCUUUGACUGCCCCCCUACCCCCGAGGUGAUGCACUACGGAUCCUCUACUCGUGCCCUCAGCGAGCCUGUGCGCAGAGGAAACACUGGUGUGUUUAUCCGGGGGCUGGAGGUGAGCAGCUCUGAGGCAGCCAACCACACGCUCUCCUCCAGGACAGGUGCACAGGGUUGGGUAGGUCAAGGGCCACGCAGCCCUGGGACACCCAGCUCUCACCGAACCAGCACUGUGGCAGACUCCCGGCCCAGGGGAAGUAAGCUGCGUCACAUUGUGGAGGAGCUGGUCACCACAGAGAGGGAGUACGUUCGCUCCCUGCGCUACAUCAUCCACCACUACUUCCCUGAGAUGGACCGAGUCGACGUCCCUCAAGACCUGAGGGGAAAGCGCUCUGUCAUCUUUGGAAACCUGGAAAAACUUCUGGACUUCCACAGUCAGUUCUUCCUGAGAGAGCUGGAGGCCUGUUGGAAACACCCGUUCCGGGUGCCACACUGCUUCCUCAGACAUCAGGAGCAGUUCGGUCUAUACGCUCUAUAUAGCAAGAACAAACCAAAGUCUGACGCGCUGCUGUUAAACCAUGGCAAUUCCUUCUUCAGGAGGAAGCAGGUGGAGUUGGGUGAUAAGAUGGAUCUGUCGUCCUACCUGUUGAAGCCCGUCCAGAGGAUGAGCAAAUACGCUCUACUCCUCAUGGACCUGAUGAAGGAGGUGAGCGAGGCUCAGGAGACAGAGCUGGUUGCGCUGCAAGCCGCCACCAACAUGGUAAAGUUUCAACUUCGCCAUGGCAACGACCUGCUGGCAAUGGACGCCAUCCAGGACUGUGACGUGAACCUUAAGGAGCAGGGUCAGCUUAUCCGUCAGGAUGAGUUCACCGUCUGCACUGGCAGGAGAAAAAGUCAGCGUCACAUCUUCCUGUUUGAGGAGCUCAUUCUCUUCAGUAAACCCAAGAAGAUGGAAGGAGGGCUGGACGUCUUCAUCUACAAACACUCCUUCAAGACAGCCGACGUGGGACUGACAGAGUCCACAGGAGACAGUGGGCUGAGGUUUGAGAUCUGGUUCAGGAGGAGAACGUCUAAGAGCCAGACCUUCAUCCUCCAGGCGACAACAGAAGAUGUGAAAAACGCUUGGACGAGCGAUGUUGCCCGAAUCCUGUGGACCCAGGCCACCAGGAACAAAGAGACCCGUCUGAAGGAGAUGGUGUCCAUGGGAGUAGGCAGCAAACCAUUCCUGGACAUCCAGCCGAGUGACGCUGCCAUCAGCGACCGAGCUGUUCACUACAUCAUGAAAGGAAGAGGAGCCAGGACACGUGCUUCCAUCGCUGUCUCUGUCUUUGACCACUCAAAGCCUCUUAAACGAGGAGCGGUAACCUCUGACCGCACAGCAUCAGGACAGUCUUCCUCCAGUCUGCUUGGCUCCCUCAACCUGCACAUGUACAGCCAAUCCCUGCCCUCCCCUCCUGAUGCCGAAAACUCCUUCAUCACCUCCUGCAUUGAGGAAGACGAGCAGGAGCAGGAGACCAGCAGUCAGCCCUCCAUGACCACAGAGAGUUCGGGUUCAUCGUCUCACUGUCUCUCUGGCUCCACUGGCUCGGAUAGCGGAUGCAUGUCCUCCCAUCCGCCGGAGACUCUGUCUGAGGAGACGAGCCCCCCGGCCUGGCCGGCCUCCUCUGGCAAGCAGCAGCUGAGCCGCCAGUUCCCUUUAGCGAAAUCGUCUCCAGUCAUCGGUCCAGCCACCAUUGUCUGACCCAACGGACUCCGCAGUUUGUGUCCUCCUUCUGCAGUUCGAGGUUCAGGAGAGUCUGAUUCAGUCUGCACCGUUCAACUAAAACCACUUUGAUUAUUUAUGUUUUUUGUGCUCCAGUUGCAGCUGCACUACUUUGUUCUGUAAAUAGUAAGUGUUGGACCGUAGACAGGUUAAGUUUGUGUUCUGGGCACAGCUGGUCUCAUGUACAUGUGUGUAAAUAAACCACAGCUGCGCUGCUCCCACUUUUCUUACUGAGUAAUAAACAUUAUUUGGUUCAGAA